AGAAAAAAAAAAACUAAAACAGAGAAGCACCUUUUAUCCUCUGUAUCGUCUUCAAUUUUCCCGCACUUUCCCAAACCCAAAGGAAAGAUCUUUUUCCAGGAAAAUAAAAAAGAAUGAGAUGGGAGAGGAUCCAACGUCAAGUGGGUCUCGCUGAUUCUUCUUCUUCCGGGCCGGGGAAGAGAUGGGGACACACUUGUAACGCCAUUAAAGGAGGCAGAUUUGUUUACGUAUUCGGUGGGUUUGGUAGCGACGGUUGCUUAACCAAUCAAGUUCAUCUCUUUGACGCUGAAACGCAGAUAUGGAGUGAGCCGGUGAUCAGAGGGGUACCUCCCUCUCCGAGAGACAGUCACAGCUGUACAACGGUUGGGGAUAACCUUUUUGUGUUUGGUGGUACUGAUGGGAAACAUCAUCUCAAUGAUCUGCAUGUCCUAGAUACUUGUACACAUACUUGGAAAUGCCUUGAAGCUAGAGGUGAAGGACCUGAGGCGAGAGAGGGUCAUAGUGCAACGCUUGUUGGCAAACACAUUUUUGUAUUUGGAGGCUGUGGGAAAAUCUCUGGUUCGGAUGAUGAAGUAUUCUAUAAUGACCUUUACUUACUCAACACAGAGACUAUCACGUGGCAACGAGCUGCAACAAAUGGGAAGCCUCCCUCUGCGCGAGAUGGCCACACUUGCUCAACGUGGAACAACAAAAUCAUUGUAGUAGGUGGCGAAGAAUCUGAAGAUUUGGAUGACUACUAUCUCUCAGAUGUUCAUAUCCUUGAUACAGAUAAGUUUGUAUGGAAGCAGUUGAAAACUUCAGGACAGCUGUUAACACCUAGAGCAGGUCAUGUCACCGUUGCAAUUGAGAGCAACUUGUUUGUUUUUGGAGGGUUUACUGAUUCUCAGAAUCUCUACAAUGAUCUCUAUGUGCUUGAUCUUGAAACGAGGGUAUGGUCCAAGUUAAUAGCCAUGGAAGAAGGUCCAUCUGGUAGAUUCUCUGCUGCAGCAGUUUGUUUAGGUCCUUACAAGGCUGGUUCUUUUUUAUUCAUUGGUGGCUGCAACAAGAAUCUUGAGCCGUUGGAUGACAUCUACUACCUACACACAGAUGGUGUAUACGAAGCACGGCUCGCUAAGACUCCAGGGAGGUUGUCUUUAAGGAAACAAAUGAAGCUAAAAUGCCAAGAGCAGAAGAGAGUAGCUGUGGAUCAAGGGAAAACGGUGUUUCAAGCCAGGGUUACUGAAAGCUCCCCUUUAGGUUACACUAUUGAAACGAUCAUUGAUGGAAAGGUGCUCCGUGGUGUUUUGCUUUCAAACAGUCACGGCAGCUCAGGGAAAAGGCCUGCUGUGUCGGAUGCUGAUUUUGAUCAUAGAGCAAAAACACAGAGAACUUUGAGUAAGGAUUCAGCAGGUGGUAGCCAACAACAAGCUGGUCCAGUGGAUCCUUCUAAAGAUCAAAACCCUUGUCAAAUCGAAAUGGACACUGUGAACAAAGACCCAUCAGCACCGGUUACUCUUGAUCAGGUGAAUGUAGAGCCAUUGAGAAAUGAGAUGUCAACAAACGACGUCGGUGCUGCUGCUGAAGCUGGUCCUGGAGGAGAAUUAUCGCCUCAAAAGCAAGAUGAAGGAAGAGUUGCUGCAGAAGAUGCAAACGCAGAGCAGUAACAGCUGAAGUAGAAGAAAGUUGUGAGGAUGUACAGUAGCAAGUAGAUGAAGGGAGUUUUACCAAAAAAAAAAGUAGAUGAAGGGAGGGUUUGGUUUUAAAAGCUGUAAGUAGAAGAAAGUUGAGGGUGGGAGUAGAAGAAGCUAACUCUUGUGUUGAUGCCUUUUGUUUUUUGUUUUGUAUAUAGAGCAAUACAAAUAGCUUUAACUCUGUUGUUAUUACCUUACUGGUUUCAGUUUG
This is a messenger RNA of Raphanus sativus (radish), 1881 nucleotides long. RefSeq lists its product as uncharacterized. The record is from RefSeq and is a predicted model, not a curated record. NCBI's taxonomy places the organism in Eukaryota, Viridiplantae, Streptophyta, Magnoliopsida, Brassicales, Brassicaceae. The transcript has 9 exons. Bases 114 to 1643 code for a protein of 509 amino acids. Gene Ontology annotation, molecular function: protein binding.